Scylla paramamosain (green mud crab) is the source of this 1226-nucleotide messenger RNA. Its product is annotated as 60S ribosome subunit biogenesis protein NIP7 homolog. The record is from RefSeq and is a predicted model, not a curated record. The transcript is spliced from 5 exons. NCBI's taxonomy places the organism in Eukaryota, Metazoa, Arthropoda, Malacostraca, Decapoda, Portunidae. Gene Ontology annotation, cellular component: preribosome, large subunit precursor; nucleus; nucleolus. Gene Ontology annotation, biological process: ribosomal large subunit biogenesis; ribosome assembly. Gene Ontology annotation, molecular function: RNA binding. Bases 132 to 674 code for a protein of 180 amino acids.
UGGAGAUUCAUCUUCCCCGCAGCACCCGAGUAAUCAGGCGAGGUGUGUCCCGACGUGGUCGUCUGUUUGAAAAAAAAAAAAAAAAAGGCUUAAAAUUGAGAGUAAGGCCUUUACAAAUUCAGUAAGACGCAAUGAGGCCACUGAAGAACGAAGAAACCGUCUUGGUUUUUACUAAGCUGAAAAAAUACAUUGGAAGUAAUGUCCGAGCCCUCUUAGAACGGUCAGAUGGGCUCUAUUGCUUCCGCCUUCAUAACGGCAGAAUAUAUUAUGUGAAGGAAGACAUAAUGAAGUUUGCUGCAACUCUACCUCGGGACAACAUUGUCUCUCUAGGGGUGUGUUUUGGCAAGAUAACAAAAGGAGGAAAGUUCUUACUUCACAUCACAGCCUUAGACUUUCUUCAUCCUUAUUGCCAGAACAAAAUAUGGAUCAAGGAGUCAGCAGAGCAAAACUUCAUGUAUGGCAAUCAUGUUUACAAGUCUGGCCUGUCACGAAUUUCAGAAAAUACUCCAAAGUAUGCUGGGGUAGUUGUGCUUUCUUCAAAGGAUAUCCCAUUGGGAUUUGGAGUGGCUGCAAAAGCGACAGCGGAAUGUCGACAUGCUGACCCUAUGGAUAUAAUUUGUUUCCACCAAGCAGACAUUGGAGAAUAUGUCAGAAAUGAAGAGGCUUUGAUCUAGGCCCACCUUGAGCAGGAUGUCAAGAAUUUCCUCAUCAUCCAUAAAAGGUCCCAGAUGUCUAAACAGCUAAGGGUUUUAUAUUGAAUGGGAAUGUAAUGGAGACAUAAAACAUUCUCAAGAAUCCCAGAGGAGACUGCCACACCAUCCAGACAUCUCUGAGUGCUACCUACAACUGGGCUGAACCCACACAUGGUUGAUCUAAGUUUGGUGUCAGCCACCACUCAUCCACAAAAACCCUGCUGUCAAUUAUUAUACUAAGGUUUUUCUUCUUAAGAGGAAGCAUGUUCUUUAUAAGAGAUCAUUCUCACUAAAAGAUUUUUAUUCUAUAUCAGCCUCAAAAUUCCAGAACACAGUAAGUGUAUGCCCAUGGGGGUUAGCUUGAUAUUGGAUUAAGAUUUAAGUAAUGUGAGAAUUCAACAAAAGUUACUAGAGUGAUCUUUUCAGUACACUGAGCAAUAUAUAUAUUUGUAUUCACAAUGUGUACAACUACUUGCAAUGUCAUAUUCUUAUCUUAUAUGAUACUUCAUAUAAAUCACAAAAUAAUUUUAUAAU